Messenger RNA from Eruca vesicaria subsp. sativa (arugula), 951 nucleotides. NCBI's taxonomy places the organism in Eukaryota, Viridiplantae, Streptophyta, Magnoliopsida, Brassicales, Brassicaceae. The record is from the annotation of a GenBank genome assembly.
AUGGGGAAUAAAGGAAACCUCGGAUAUUUAAUCUUCUUAUGGGCUACUCUCGUUGCAGUAGUAGCCAUUGCCACCGAGCAGCGUCGUUUUGAGCGGACUAAGGGCAUCAAUGGUCUUGAAAAGAUCAUCAUCCGUGACGAUCGUGGUAGAUCUUUUGAGGUAUACUUGUAUGGAGGUCAAGUAGCUUCUUGGAAGAAUGAGAAAGCCGAGGAGUUACUUGUUAUGAGUAGCAAGGCUAUAUUCAAGCCUCCAACACCUAUUCGUGGAGGAAUUCCAAUAUUGUUUCCGCAAUACAGUAACACUGGUCCACUUCCCUCACAUGGAUUUGUAAGACAAAGGUUCUGGGAAAUCGACACUAAUCCACCUCAGCUACCAUCAAACUCUUAUUAUAAAGCUUUUGUUGACCUAAUCCUAAGGCCAUCCCAAGAUGAUUUCAAGAUCUGGCCUCAUAAGUUUGAGUAUAGACUAAGAGUACAUUUGGGACCUGAAGGAGAUUUGAUAUUGACAUCUCGUGUCAAGAAUACUGAUGUAAAGCCGUUUAACUUCACAAUGGCUCUUCACCCCUAUUUCUCUGUUUCUGAUAUCAGUGAAAUCCAGGUGGAAGGAUUGCAGAAUUUGAAUUAUCUUGACCAACUAAAUAACAGAGCACGUUCAACUGAUCAUGACAAGGCUAUAAUAUUUAAAUCCCAGUUUGACAGAAUAUACCUAAGCACUCCAGAUGACCUCAGAAUCGUGGACAAGAAGAAAAAGAAGACAAUUGUUGUACACAAGGAGGGACAAGUUGAUGCUGUGGUGUGGAAUCCAUGGGAGAAGAAAGUGAAUGACUUGGGAACUGAAGACUACAGGCGUUUUGUAACUGUGGAAAGCGCAGCGGUCGAGAAACCGAUCAUAGUGAAUCCAGGACAAGAGUGGAAAGGAGUACUCCAAAUGAGUGUGGUUCCUUCCACUUGA